CGAUCGUUGUGCUGCAUUUGUAUUUUGAUUUUUGUUGUCUGUCAGUCCGCGUCGCGCCGCCACACGAAACGGUCGUACACGCGUAAACACAGCAUAGAGUUAAAUAUCAAUUUCGCAUUCCAUCAAUUUUAGUAGUGUUUACUUUUGAGCUUGACUGUUCUAAAAUUAUAUCUGAAUGAACUGUGAUAGUGUUUUGAACAAUAAUAAUAUUCAACGUGUCCUAUAAAUCGAAAUGAGUGGAUUGACCACCAGAGUUAAAAGAGGAUCGAGGGGUAGUGCUACUCUUCUGGAAGCUGCUAAUAGAAUUUUGCGAUUACUCGGCGUUAGCUCUACAAAACGCGGGAAACAACCCUCCCCAAAAUCGAAGAUUGGCAGUCGAGCGUCUAGUGAGGUCCGUGCUCCUAUUGCGGCUGCUGAGUCUAUAGUGGAAACUCCGGUAAAAAUGCAGGCUUCACCGGCUACGACAGUUACGGCCCCCGCCCCUGCUUCAUCUCCGGUACCGAGCCAGUCUCACAAAACUACUAAGCGAUCUGCAAAGGAUUAUAUCUUCGGAAAAUUAAUAGGAGACGGCUGUUAUAGUACAGUCUUCUUAGCCAAAGACAUACACACCGGGAAAGAAUAUGCAAUUAAAGUCUGUGAGAAACAUCACAUAAUACGAAAAAAGAAGCGAGAAUACAUAAAACGCGAAAAAGACGCUUUAAAUAUGCUAUUUAAUGUGCCCCACGGUUUCGUUAAAUUGUAUUGUACGUUCCAAGAUGAAGAGAGAUUGUACUUUGUAUUAUCUUAUGCGAAGAAUGGGGAACUUCUUUCAUAUAUCAAUAAAGUUGGCUCUUUCGAAUUAAAUGUGGCCAAACAUUAUGCCGCUGAAUUACUAUGGGCUUUAGAGAAAAUGCACGCGCAAAGAAUUAUUCACAGAGAUUUAAAACCGGAGAACAUACUAUUAGACGAGAACAUGCAUUUGUGUAUAGCCGAUUUUGGUACUGCAAAAAUUCUUAAUUCCAAAGAAAUUAGCUCUUCUCCGAAAAAUAACGAAAAUGAUAAUUCACAAAAUGAACGUUCAAGGAAAAUCAGUUUCGUUGGCACGCCUCAGUAUGUUAGUCCAGAAUUACUACACGAUUGUGUUGACACUCGGGCUUCUGAUCUGUGGGCUUUGGGAUGUAUUAUCUACCAGAUGAUAUCAGGAUUACCUCCUUUCCGCGCUGCAACGGAAUUUUUAAUUUUCCAAAAGAUUCUCAAAAUGGAUUAUGAAUUUCCGGAAGGUUUUCCAGCAGAUGCUAAAGACCUUGUAGAAAAGUUAUUAGUGCUCGAUCAUUCCAAGCGAAUAGGAGCUGACGAUAAAGGAGAGACGUACUACAGUAUCCGCAAUCAUCCUUUCUUUGAAGGCGUUGACUGGGAUAAACUGUGGGAGCAAACUCCACCGAAAAUCAGUCCAUACCUGCCAGGAGGUUCAUUUGAAGAAGAAUAUAAUGUGCCCGACUAUCUUGAACCAGGUCUUGGAAAUAAAGAGCUAGUGCGUCUUUGGGGAAUAGAUUUAUCGACAUCCAAAGGUAUAUUGAACAUCAGCCCUGAAGAAAAACGUCGCCGCUUAGAAAUUCAAGCCCGAGAUAGUAAAUGGCAUCAAUUUGUGGAUGGUGAGCUGAUACUGAAACAGGGCCUUGUCGACAAGCGAAAGGGCCUGUUUCCCAGGCGCCGGAUGCUGCUUCUUACUACUGGACCUCGACUAUUCUACGUUGACCCAGCAAAUAUGAUCCUUAAGGGGGAAAUACCCUGGUCCCCAGAAUUGCGCGUUGAAGCCAAAAAUUUCAGAAUAUUUUUAGUACAUACGCCGAAUCGUACAUAUUACCUAGAAGAUCCAGAUUCUUACGCAUUGGAAUGGGAACGUGUCAUCGACGAAGUGCGUAUUGAAACAUAUGGGCGCGACACGACUUAAAUGCCGGCGCUGCCGCAGACCCGAGCAGAGCCUGCGACGCUGCCGCGGCCCUCGGGCCCCGCGUUUUAUCACAGCACCCCACUCGUUGAGUGUGCACAUAUAGGAAAUUGUAGCCUUGGCUUCGAGCAUGGCCAACAUCCGAUAAUAAUAUGUUCGGUCAGUACGACCUCCUGACCGAAGCAUCCGUUGCACGGCGCGUCGUGAGCCGCGGGCGGCGCCACAUUUGUUCCAGAGCGCAAGAUGAGACGCCCGCGCCGCACGUUUCGUACACCGGAUCCUAUUUAAUGAGGCGACGACGUGUUCUAAUGAUGAAUCACUGUGGAUAUUGAUUGACUGAUUCCUAUUAACGUUUAGUAAUGAUAUCCCAACUAUUUUAAAUUAUUCUAAUUAUAUAAGUUCCUUAUUUAUCGUGAUUAUCAAUGGUGAUGUGUAAAUAUUUGUCUUGUUGCGAUUGCUUAGUUAUAAUGCAACGGUCACUGUGGCAUUGCAUGCUACAUUGCGGCCGGAUGUAAGUUGCAUUCGGGUCUCAUAUACAGACUUGUAAUCACCACCUGCGUGUUCACAAAGCUCAUUCCUGUUGGUAACUAGGCAAUUUAUAGCUAAAUAUUAUUUAUUUAUACUAAUUUUUUUGCCAACGGGAUUUGGAUUGCUGUACAGAGAUAACUGUAGGAAAAUUGUAUCAUUAAAUGAGGGCCUAGACAACACAACAACAUAGGUCAUAUUGAAUGGAAUAUGAAUUUUAGUAAGUUACUAUGCAGUUUAAUUUGACCUAUACCUAGUGAUUGCGCCGUGGAUAAGCUGUCGAAAAGAGAAUGGUCCGGAGAAGUGUUAAUAUACUUACAAUUAAUGUACUGCAUGAAAGUACUCUCCAAUUAAACAUUGUCGAGAGUUUGCAGCUUCGUGCAUAAAUAUUUGAAAUAUAGGUAAUUCUAAAUAGUAAAGGUAUACGGAAUUCCACCAAAGGUGACAAUUAUAAAUUAAUUGCUAGUUUGUGUGGUAUAUUUGGACUUGAGUUGAUGGUUUUAUUAAAUUUCAUUGGUAGUGAUCCUUUGCAGACUGAAUUUUCAUGUAAACAAUCUUAGACUGUUCAAUGUCAUGUGUUUAUCUGAUAAUACCGAUUUAGUUUCGUGAACAAGAGUAGAGGUUUAAAUUUAAUUAGUUUAUUAUUCAAAUGCCUAAAACUUGCCUGUUAUAUUUAAAUUAGGGCUUAUUGUAAAUUCGGGAUUAAAUCCAUAGUCUAAUAGGAAGUCCUCAUUUCAUUUAGCAAAUUUUAGGUAAUAGAUCAAUUUAGUGGGUUCUUUAAUAAGAUAUUUAUUUAUGAUAAUUCAUUAAUAUGGCCAAUGUAUUAUAACACAAUUCACCCGAUACCAUUUACUUUGGAUUUUCCAUGACAUUGUUAUCAAGCAAUUACAAACUGCAUUUAAAAUUUAAUACUGUUAACUACUAUAAUUAUAUUUACAAAAUUUGUAUCACAUAAACUACCUACAUCAAGUAACAAAAUAAGAAAUUGAAAAUAAAUUGAAGUUGAUUUUUAAUUGUUUAUUAUUAUUUCUUUCAAUAACGUAAACCUGUUUUUAAAAUAAAGUGAAUAAA
Bombyx mandarina (wild silkworm) is the source of this 3523-nucleotide messenger RNA. It is a transcript of the gene Pdk1, whose product is annotated as Phosphoinositide-dependent kinase 1. Gene Ontology annotation, biological process: intracellular signal transduction; peptidyl-serine phosphorylation. The record is from RefSeq and is a predicted model, not a curated record. Gene Ontology annotation, molecular function: ATP binding; protein serine/threonine kinase activity. Lineage: Eukaryota; Metazoa; Arthropoda; Insecta; Lepidoptera; Bombycidae.